Messenger RNA from Leopardus geoffroyi (Geoffroy's cat), 8167 nucleotides. It is a transcript of the gene LONRF3, whose product is annotated as LON peptidase N-terminal domain and ring finger 3. Gene Ontology annotation, molecular function: protein binding; metal ion binding. The coding region runs from base 169 to 2883 and encodes 904 amino acids. The record is from RefSeq and is a predicted model, not a curated record. NCBI's taxonomy places the organism in Eukaryota, Metazoa, Chordata, Mammalia, Carnivora, Felidae. The transcript is spliced from 12 exons.
GGCCGGCCGAGAGCUCGUGGAGGCGCGGCAGCGACCGGCGCGCGGUAGCGCGCGGCUGAGGCCACUCCGAUCGGCAGAGGCAGCUCCGAUUCCCAGCAGCCCUCGCUCUGUGUUCCGAGUCCCCGGCCCCUAGACGCCUUGUCCCCUCACUCCUGCUUCUCUAUCCCUAUGGAUUCACUUCAGACUGGACAGAUGCUGAGCUUGCCCGCCGAGCUCGGCAGCGACAACUUAGAACUGGCGGAGCCGGCGGCAUCGGCGGCCCGCGGAGACACGGAGCCCCACCCGGAGGCGGCCACAGAAGGCCCCGCACCUUUAGACGCUCCGGAGCCGGGGCCGGAGUCGGGGCCCGAGCUGGGGCUGGAGUCGGGGCCGGAGUCGUGGCCGGAGUCGGGGCCGGAGUCGGGGCCGGAGCCGGAGCCGGAGCCGGGGCCGGGGCCGGGGCCGGGGCCGGAGUCGGGGCCGGAGCCGGGGCCGGAGUCGGAGUCGGGACCGGAGCCGGGGCCGGAGUCGGAGCCGGGGCCCGAGCGGGAGCCGGGGCCGCCUCCUCAGACUUCGACGCCGGAGUGCAAAGUCCUGCUCACGAAGGCUGACGCCCUGGCGUCUGGGGGGCGCCUCCGGGAAGCCCUCGAGGUGUACCGCCAGCUCUCCGAACGGCAGCAGCUGGUGGCCGAGCAGCUGGAGCAGCUGGUGCGGUGCCUGGCGGAGAAAGUCCCGCAAGGCGAGGCUCCGGCGCUGGCGCCCCCGGACGGGAGCGGUGCGGCGAGCCGCGAGGCGGCGGCCGAAGAGGCAGGGGCGCCAACCGCCGCCGAGGCUACCGAGGUGUGGGACGGCUUCAAGUGCCGGAAGUGCCACGGCUUUCUGUCAGACCCCGUGUCCUUGUCGUGCGGCCACACCUUUUGUAAACUCUGCCUGGAACGCGGGCGGGCGGCCGACCGGCGGUGUGCGCUGUGCGGGGUCAAGCUCCCGGCCUUGAUGGUGGCCGGCGGCAAGGCGCGCCCGGCCCCCCAGCGGGACGGGCAGCAGGCGGCGGCGACGACGACGACAACGACGACAACGACAACGACCACGACGCCGCAGCCGCCACCCGCGGCGCCACCGCCGCCGCAGCCGCCGCCGCCGCCGCCGCCGCUGCGGGUCAACGUGGUGCUCAGUGGCCUCCUGGGCAAGUUGUUCCCAGGCCCGGCGCGGGCGUCGCAGCUCCGGCACGAGGGCAACCAGCUGUACCGCGAGCACCAGGUGGAGGCGGCGCUGCUCAAGUACAACGAGGCGGUUCGGCUAGCUCCAAACGACCACUUGCUUUAUAGCAACCGGUCUCAAAUUUAUUUCACCUUGGAGUCUCACGAGGACGCACUGCAUGAUGCAGAAAUAGCAUGUAAGCUCCGCCCAAUGGGUUUUAAGGCACACUUCAGAAAAGCACAGGCCUUGGCCACCUUAGGCAAGGUGGAGGAAGCACUAAGGGAGUUUCUAUAUUGUGUGUCCCUCGAUGGAAAGAACAAAAGAGCAAGAUCUGAAGCCCAAAGGCUUCUCCUUAGUUUCUUUUCACCAUCAGUCCCGGGGGAGUCUCAGGAACAUUUUCCCGAUAUCCUGAAGUUGUUGGCACCUCACCCUAGAUUAAAGGAACACGUAGAGUCAAUGGCUACUGAAGGCACCAGUCAUAAUCUACCAAAGUUACCACAGGAAAGCCGGGAGCUCCCGCACUGCUCUAGUCAGGAGGAAGCAGCGGCCGCGGGAGACCGCAGCAGCCUGGAGAACCCAGUUAAAGUAGAGGGGGAGGGGCAAGAAGGCCACGGGAAAGGCCAGGCAGGAGACCAGGAGGAGAAGGGGGAUGCUGCCUCUGCCAAGGCUGGCAAAUGCCAAGAAAAGAAAAGGAAACAUUGUCAAUUUGGACCCCAAGACCCAGAGGUGCCUACUAAAGCCAAAAAGCCAGAUCCUCCCGCCGACCAGGGGGCCAGAGCCGCGGUCAGUGCUCCACUCCCGUCCUUUGAUGCAUCUGACCUUGAAUGCUCCCUGUGUAUGAGAUUAUUCUACGAGCCAGUCACAACACCUUGUGGUCAUACAUUUUGUUUAAAAUGCCUUGAAAGAUGCCUAGAUCACAAUGCAAAGUGUCCGCUGUGCAAAGAUGGUCUUUCACAGUGCUUGGCAUCCAGAAAAUAUAGCAAAAAUGUCAUAAUGGAAGAGCUAAUAGCUAAAUUCCUGCCAGAAGAAUUCAAGGAACGCAGGCGGCUUUAUGAAGAAGAAAUGGAAGAACUUUCUAACUUGAAUAAGAACGUGCCUAUUUUCGUGUGCACUAUGGCCUACCCCACGGUUCCUUGUCCCCUGCACAUUUUUGAGCCUUGUUACCGUCUGAUGAUCCGUAGGUGCAUCGAAACAGGUACAAGACAGUUUGGCAUGUGCCUUGGAGAUCCUGUCAAAGGGUUUGCGGAAUAUGGCUGCAUCCUAGAGAUCAGAAAUGUUCAGUUCUUUGCCGAUGGCCGCUCGGUGGUGGACAGCGUAGGCAAGAGGCGCUUCAGGGUCCUCCAUCAGGGCCAGCGAGAUGGUUACAAUACAGCCGACAUUGAAUACAUUGAAGACCAAAAGGUUCAAGGAGAGGAUCAGGCUGAGCUCAUGGGAUUACAUAACUGUGUCUAUGAGCAAGCGUCAUCAUGGUUUCAUUCGCUCAAAACCUCUCUGAAGAAUCGGAUACUCAAUCACUUUGGUCCAAUGCCAGAGAAAGAUGCUGAUCCUCAGGUGAGCCCGAACGGUCCAGCCUGGUGCUGGUGGACAUUAGCGGUUCUUCCACUGGAAAGCCGAGCUCAGCUCCCGUUCCUGGCGAUGAGGUCCUUGAAGGACAGACUGAACGGGAUUCGGCGAGUCCUGGCCUUUAUAUCCCGGAACCAAAACUAGCGAGAGCGGAUCGCUGAGGAGAAGCCCCCACCCUCCCUGCCGGCUUGGGGGAGUCAUCUUGUAAAUAUAUCUAACUGCAAUAACAUCUUAACAGAAGGAAGUAUCAAACAGGCAUUUCCCUGCUGUCGAUCGCAGAGAGGGAUCGUGUAGAAAGGCCAGAAGCACGGGGCCUGUUUGAAACUUCCUGGCUGAAGAUGCUUCUUGACAUGCUGCACAACUACAUGCUCAGCAGAGGUGUUUAAGAGCCCAGAAAAAAAAAAAAAUUCAUUUGGUUUUUGACAUCCAGUGUUCUGGAAGUUUAAAAUGGUUUUGCUUUCGUUUUCUUUCUCGCACAGAUAAAUGUGUAGUUGAAAUGUGAAGCACACAUUCUGGUAACGCUGCCGCGUUAUUUUCACGGACUUGGGUUCUCAUUCCAGGUGGUUCGGGUUUUAUACGGCAUUGUGUAGAAAAGAAUGUUCAUCCUUUCCGUUUUCAUAAUUUAUUUUUUUGGCACCACCGUAUCCCUUUUUUCUACCUGUCUGUUUGUAACUGUUUAAGUGUACGUUACUGAAGAGCCAGUUGCUUUAUUUAUUAACGUGGUUUGCCAUCUACCCAGGGGGAAGGAGCAGUGCUAGCAACGUGCCGUUUUCGCUUUAACCACAUUCUGCUGUGUUUGAUCCCGGUUCGCGAACCGUUUUUGUAUCUGUCCCAUUGGAUGUGUAAAGGAGGUUCGGAAUCACGCCGAGACCAUCGCUCGUCACGGGUUCCGUGUUGCUUUCGUUUGGAAUUCAACAAUAUAAAAUACCUAAGCGAUUUGGCAGGCGUUAUGGAAUAGGCCAGGGUGAAGGAAAACAAUCCAUUUUCUGGGUGGGACACCGACCAGGGCCGAAGGAAUGAUUGCUCUUGAAUGAAGAGGUGACUCAGAGGGGCGUCGUUUGUGAGUGAUCUGUUUUAGGCAUUUAUUUUCAGCAAUCUAAUCAGAAGGGUCUCUCCCCUCUCCCCAGGGUUAGUUACCUGGCUGGCGCGUAUGAAAACACAUGAUGAAGGGCUGCCGGUCAUUGAAGGCGGAAAGAAGCUAGUAGAGACAGUAGAACCCUUAAAAACACAGACACGCUGUCUUUCGGGUUUGUACAUCUUUUUCAAGGAAACAGACGACGAACCCGUGGUUUUAGCUAAACGCUGCCUUCCCUCCUAGCUGCUGCGGGCCAAAGAUUUCGACGUAGGGGAAGAACAGUGGGUAAGAAUGUAAGAGGGAGCCCUUGUUUAGCUUGCUUAGUGCUAGUGUGGUUCUGUCAGUGCCAAGAGAACCUGAAAAAGACUGUUGGCGGGGCGGGGGGGGGGGGUGUCCCAACGACGGCGUGAGGAGAUUAGGGCAGGCGAGAGGUGAAUCACCCCAUCUGUACCAUCGUGCAAACUAUCCCCCCACGUGAUCCUUGGACGGACCCAGCGCAGCCCAUCUACUCCUUCGAGGAGAGGUGAGUGCCUCAGAUAAUCGACCUGACUUCUUCCCACUACCUGCAGCCAGAAACAGGGGAGAGAGUAUGACGUGAUCCACGUAAGCUGAAACCAAAUGAUCCCUUCUGAACUUGCUAAAUGGGUGCUGGAUUGUCAGAGCGUUGUGUUGUGUUACCAGGUUUGAUGUUCGCAGCCGGACUGGGCCGGCAAAGAAUGGACGUAUAGGCGUGGUUACUGCCCAAGCAAGCUCUGCAGGGCUCGGGGAGCAGGGAAUUAAGCGUUCCUCUUCCGGCUCGGUGCCCAGCCAGCCAGAAGGUCAGAGCACAGUCCUCGUGAAGUAGUUUCCUGUCAUCUCGUGUAAAUGCAGCAGAGGGAAGGUCGUAAACAUCUGCGCUUGGUAGAUGUUUUCCCUUGUGAUUGAACUUCUUCUGGGCCCCAGUUUCCUCAUCUAGCAAAGGGUAGUGACCAAUGCCCCGUGUAGGGAUGUUAACGGACAUUAUAUGAGGUAACGUAUGUAAAUCGCUUAGCACAGUGCCUAGCACCUAGGAGACAUCCAAAAAAUAAUAGCCGUGAUUAGAUUGUUCAUAGUUACGGAAUAUCAUCAGGGGCCCACACUUGCAUAAAACACUGCCUUUCCACGCAGUACCCAUAUCUGCCCCUUUAAACUUGGUUGGGGAGAUCCCCACCACUGAUUUUCAGACCAUAACUUGAUGCUUUACAGUUAAUUCCUUUUGGAGCCACGUCUGUUUGGGAAAACGAAAAGACUCGAGAAGAGAUGAGGGUCAGAGACAAGGGAGGCUCCUGGGCCAGCCAGUUUUCCCUGUUCCAAUAAGAUUAAAAAGCAGUGCUGUCUGGAGGUCUAGAAUUCCCAAUAUAAUGGAAGCCUUAAGUUCUAGCUCCAUUAGAAUAACCAGCUCAUCCCUCCUUGCUCUCCAAAAAGUAUUAAAAAUCUUGGCCGUGCCAGGGUGAACGGGUUUCACAGUCUGACUUCUGUGCUUAAGUUCAUGGGAUUUCCUUAUGCUGCCCCAACAAAUUUAUUUUGAACCUGCUGUGUACCAGGUACUGAGCCAGGCGAUUUCACAUAUGUGAGUUCAUUAAAUCACUUAUUCUGCACAGCAGCCCUGUGAGAUCAGUUAUCACGCCCAAUAUCACAGAUGAGAAGGCUGAGGUUCUGCGAUGUUAAAUACUUCGUCCAGAUAGCACAGUUAAGCAGUUACUAGCAUAGCCAAGAUUGACGUUGAACCCCUUCCUUUGCAUCUGUUUAACAUUUUAAACAGUUUGUGUUGCACGUAAUUGUAUUAAACAGGCAUGGCAACUGAGUCACCAAAGCUCCCCAGAAGCUCACAGUUCAGAUGGAAGCUGCAGGCUCAAUAAAAUUCAGUUACCUCACACACAUUUCUACUUAAUCUCGGUAGAAAGGGAAGUUUGAUUUUUUUUUCUUUAAAUAAAGUUCCACAUCCUAGAAUGUUCCAUGUCGGUAAGUGAGCACCUAACUCCAGCAAACGUAGAUCUUGGCUGGAACAGAGUUGCCCUGUACGUUCAGUGGCCUAAAUAGACGUUUGGGUUAUUUUAUAGCAAGCUCUGGUUUCAGCAGUGGUGGGAGGCAGGGUGCAAGGCUAAGCCUUGGCUUUCUGUGGGAUGUACUUGAAUGGGGCAGUCAGUUGAAUGUGGCCAUUUUCGCCACUUAUAAAUUGAUUUUGCUGCAAAGCUUGGGUUUGAAGAGAAUACGGAGAAAAGACAUAAAGCUAAAUCUAGGCCAGAAGUACAAGACUUCCCCCUUGGUAGAUAGUGCCAUUUAUUUGGUUAAUUUUCCUAUCAUGACCUAGAUUUUUUCUGUGUAUGUAUAUAUAUAUAUGUAUAUAUAUAUAUAUGUAUAUGUGUGUGUAUGUGUGCGUGUGUGUGUAUAUAUAUAUAUAUAUAUAUGUAUAUAUGUGUGUGUGUGUGUGUGUGUGUGUGUGUGUAUACACAUUAGGUACCAGGCAGAUACUAUGCCUUUCUGCUUUGUACUGUACUACCACUGCUAGCUAAUAACCAGCAAAAUGUAGAAAAUGAAAAAUGAUAAAGCUAAUUUUCUAUAGACAACCUGGAGAAAAGAGUGCUUGCCCCUGACUUAAUGGGGGCAGAGAACUGACUAUUUCAAGAAUUUGCCUUUUCUGAAAGCCGACUGCUUCCCGCCCCGUGGGGCCAGUCGAGUCGCUGCGUGUGUGGCGCUUCCAGCUCUGCCUGCGGGGCUGGCCUGGGCUCAGAUAAUCCCCUGUGACUGGCCGUCGGAGUCGCGGAGCUCCUGAGGCUGGCUCACAGCACCCAGAGGUCUCGUACUGUCCACAGCCUACAUGCUGUUGAUGGGCCAGAAUCCACUGGGGACAGUGUGCCCCUUGCCAAACUCCAUUUCCAAGAUGGGAGUUUUAUUCAGGGACUCGUUCCUUGAGUUCCCAACAUGUUGACUUUGCAUCCGUUUCCUUUUAUCAAGGCAGAAUCAUAGCAGAGGGGUUGGGGCAAGGAUGCAAAUGGAAGGCAGCCCCCAUAGCGGAAAAGAAUAGAUCUUUCAGCCCAUCUGGGGCCUGAGGGAUGAGGUUGAUUUACGAUUGAAAACAGUUCUGAAAAGCAGCCAGCUGCACGGGGCUACAGCUUGGGGCCCUUCCUUAGUGCAGAGAGAAAGAAGGAAAUGGAGUCAUGUAAGAUGUACACAUUCAGUUCCUCUUAGAAUGAUAGCUCCCACUGUCCAACUGUUUAAUAAUCUGGAUGGAGCACAUCCAGAGUCGAAAUGAAGACGUUUUCACUUACAAAUAGGUAUUUUGCAACGCGCUAAGUUCACCUUGAGAGAGAAGUGCCUGUAAUCUCUGUUCCUGGUGUCAUUUUAAAGCUUUCGCUUCAUGACUCUGUAGCCGUUUAAAAAUUUGUCGCAGCAAAUGUGAUUAACAGAAGUUUACAAAGCAGCACUGUAGCUUAUGUGUUAUGUUCAAAGUUGCCUAACGUUUAGCUAAUGUAAAAGCAGCAACAAUAAACAACAACAAAAUAAAAGGAGAGCAAAUAGGUCAAUGUGGCAUCAUAGGCUUAUCUGAGAUAAACUAGUUCCAUCAUUUUAUGCAGUCCUCAGUAAUGCCCGGAUUAAAAUAUCAAGCAAGGCAUUCAAACAGUGGCAAAUGUGUCUGUGUAUUUGUUAUUCCAGUUGUUUGUUAAGCAGCCAUUUUACUCUUGCACUGUAAUAAACUGAAAGGGGAAUUAAGAUAAUGCUUUCUUCCCCCCAUAUUGCUGUUCAACUACCUCUAUAUGCUUGGUUUCUCUUUAGGGUUUUCUUUCCUCCAAAUCUGUACAAAAGCAAGAUUUCAGCUCUUCUGCGUUGUCAUAACAAUGUGAUAUAGACAGUCUCUGUGAAAGCCGUUUGUUCAUUAGGAAUGUUUCCCGUUGUCUCACUUUGCAUCUAACAGAAUUCUACCCGUAACCUUAGGGCAAGAAUUACCCAAAUAGGUAUCGUUUUUUGGAAGCCGAAUAGAAAGGAAAGCUAUUGGACCAUUUAACUUGAUCUCUCGUUCCCGUUGCUUAUAAUACGUUUGACCGGAAGACCUCUGGUCCCAGUAGCCUUGCACUUAGACACUAAGUUCUUAUGUACUUGACAGUGAGGCCGGUGCGAGCUAAUUAAUGUGACUGAUGUGUUCUGAAAACCUUGCCAUAAACUGUUUUAAAAAAUGCACCAGAAAAUCUUGUUAUUUACAGAACUUUGUCGAAGCAUCUUGCCAAUAAUCCGCCCCUAGUUUACUUGUUAAGUCCAUUCAUAUACUGGGUUUGCUUACAGCGGAACGCGCUACCUACUGUGUUUUCUUUGGCAUUAUAAAACAUUUGUGAAAGUAAA